Colius striatus (speckled mousebird) is the source of this 2580-nucleotide messenger RNA. RefSeq names its product G2 and S-phase expressed 1 (gene GTSE1). Lineage: Eukaryota; Metazoa; Chordata; Aves; Coliiformes; Coliidae. Gene Ontology annotation, cellular component: cytoplasmic microtubule; microtubule cytoskeleton. The transcript is spliced from 12 exons. The coding region runs from base 115 to 2262 and encodes 715 amino acids. The record is from RefSeq and is a predicted model, not a curated record. Gene Ontology annotation, molecular function: microtubule binding.
GCUUCCACAUUUGGAUUACUAACAGAGUUACACACAUCCUAUUCUUCCCUGAUCACCUGGAGCUAUUAAUUAACAAAACACCGUGCCAAUGCAGAAGUUCUCCCAAAAGAUGCUAUGGAGGAAGGAAAAGAAAUGGCAAUGCAAUCUUCCAGACAUGUGACUGAAGAAAAACAAGUUUCAGACUUUCCUCUUCUGAGUGAUGAGAAGUUUGAUUUUGACCUUUCACUUUCUCCAGGAAGUGGAAAUGAAGAUGAAGUUUUUGUUGGACCCUUGGGAUACAAAGAAAAAUGUAUUGCUGCCAAUAUUGAGGCAAAUGGAAGUGCUGAAAAAAAGAGCACGCCUGCUGUUGAUGAUAAACUAAUGUGGAGCCCACUUACAGAAGAGAAAUUUGUGGAAAUUUUCAAAGAAGCUCAUUUGUUAGCAUUGCAAAUAGAGACUGGAAGCAAGAAUGAAGAGACUAAAAUAAGCCAAUCAGAAGAAAGUGAAAACAACACAGAAAAAUUUGUGGAGGACUCAAAGUCGAAAUUGGAAAUGCUGAGAAACCAAAAUAUAGGGAAAAGUCCCAGAGUUGUUAAAAGGGAGACAUACUGCGUGUGGGAUAGCCCAGCCUGUCAGCUGCCACCUUGUUUUCAGAAGGAAUCUGAUAAACUUUUGUCAGAUGAGACUACACCUGCUCUUCAUAUGCCUCCAAACAGAAGCCCUAUUAAAAUUUGUGUAUCUCCUACAAAAACUGCCAGUUCUUCUCUGAAACAAGAAGUGAAAACAACUGAAAGAAUUAUGAAGGCAACUGGCAAACUGCCAAUGGCAAAACCCUCAUCUAUGCUUGGAAAAAAACCCAGUUUAACUGUUGAAAAGCCCAAACCAGGAAAACAUACUAGUAUUCCUACAAAAAGAGAAUUAAACAGCAUGGAAUCAUCUGAAGACCUAACUUCUGACAAAUCUAGCACUGCUUCAGAUGUCUUUGAGUCUUCGUUCAGUGGCAGCACCUCAGUGCAAGACAAAACAGCCCUUCCUGCACCAAGUAAGCCUGGCUUAAAAAAAACGCAUCUGAAACUCCCUGGUGUUGCUUGUGGUCUCACAAGAAAAACUACUUCAUCAUCAUCUUCAUCAGCUUCCAGCAUGAGCUCAAGUCUGAAUUCAAGUUUACCCAUUUCUCCCAUAGGAAAAAAUGGAAAAUCAGGCAUAGCUUCAAAAGCCAGUGUGAGUGGCUCUAAGCUUUCAUCUAGUACAAGCAGGCUGGCACUUGUCAGACCCGCUAGCGUGUCAUCGCUGCAGGCUGCCAAUCCUGAGAAAUCCAGGAAGCAAGAGCGAUCAGCCGGUACUCACAAAGUAUCUAGUGCUAUAAGCUUGGCUAAGUCUUCAGCUUCUGCAACAUCAUCUGAGGCUGCAGGCAGUGGAAUUCAGAGACUGAGCUCUGUUCCCAAUCUCAAGAAGCUAUGUCAGCAGGAUAAAGAUAGGAGUACAACAAAAGGAGGCCUGUGUCUAAAGCCCAAGGCUAGAGUUUUGUCUGCUCUGGAAAGUCAAUCGAAGGCUCCAGUGAAGACUGGAGAUACACCAGCAAAGAAACCGGCACCAAAAGCAGCACCAUCUCUUGGAUUAACGUUUUGUGGGUCACUUGGAAGUGCUGUGGCAGUCAGCACUCCUGUGAAAGCCUUGGCAGAAGGGAUCCUUCAGAACUCUUGUUUUCCCGAGAGGUCUUUCUCUGUGACUCCUGCUGGCCUGAGACGGUCUGGCUUGCCUACACCUGUCCGACGCACCGCAGGAUUUCCAGCAGUGACUCCUAAAACUGCCCCAAGAAUGACACAUGCUCCAUAUGCUCGCCGAAGCUCCAGCCUGUCUACCAAAAAGACUCUUACAGCUGGUUCUAAACAGAUAAAAGAGAGUAAGACACACAUCUCUUCUGAAGAAGAUGAUGUAUUUCCUCCACCUGUGCUACCUCUUGCACUUAACUUCUCACCAGAAAAAAGUGCUACAGAAGAAAAUGAAUUAAAAGAGGCUGAAAUACAAAAUCAGCUGGUUGAAGAGAAACAAACUGAGGCCUUACUGGUAGAUAUUGGUGUAGACAAAUCUCUACCACAUGAUUUGGAAUGUGAAAGUAGGCCUCUGAUUGACCUUUCCAAUACUCCUGAAGUGAAUAAGAUGACUCCUCUAAAGCCUCCUUUGCCAGGGCAUGUAAAGCUAAUUGAUUUGAGUUCGCCUCUUAUCACUCUGAGUCCUGAUAUAAACAAAGAAAAUCUGGAUUCCCCUCUACUCAAGUUCUGAACUUGAGUGGAAAUGAAGAAUUCUUGGCAUCUGGGAUCUUAAAAGUGUUUAGAUGUUAUUCUUCGCUCAAACAGGGUGGUUGUUUGGUUUGGGUUUUUUUUUUGAAGACGACUGCAGAUGAUCUGAUGAACUCCAUUAUCAAAACUGUUAGAAUUCUGUUGUGUUAGAAUCAAGCCGAGUCUGAUUAAUAGUUCUGUUCGAGGAUAUGUUGCAAUAAAUGUAUUUAAACUGUGUUGCUCUCGGGCAAAGGGAUGUUCUCCAAAGAGAGGUAAUCUCUGUAUUCGAAGCCUGUCUUUUUAUUUUCUACCAUUUGUCCUU